Molecule: messenger RNA, 610 nt
Organism: Haemonchus placei
Lineage: Eukaryota; Metazoa; Nematoda; Chromadorea; Rhabditida; Trichostrongylidae
Source: the annotation of a GenBank genome assembly
CCGCCGGCGCCACAGCUCGAAUUCACACAAUCCCAAUUCGUACUUUUUCAGCGCCACCACUUCGUAUUCUGAGCAAGAGGUGUCUUGUAUCUGCGAGUCGCUGUUCAACGAAGGCCUACAGACCGGACGGACAGAGCAACUGACGCACUUCCUUUGGACUCUGCCGGAUCACCUGAAAUGCCUCGAAAGUGCCCUCAAAGCUCAUGCCCUAGUGCUUUUCAGUCAACAACAAUGGAAGCAACUUUAUCGAUUGCUAGAAACACACAAGUUCAGUCCACAUAAUCAUCCCGUACUACAGGAUUUAUGGCUACGUGCUCAUUACACCGAAGCUGAGAAGACGAAAGAGCGCGAACUGGGUGCCGUCUGUAAAUACCGUAUUCGGAAGAAAAAUCCAUUUCCAGCUACCAUUUGGGAUGGAGAAGAAACGAACUACUGUUUCAAGUCAAAAUCGCGCAAUGUCCUUCGCGAUGCAUACAAGAAACAGGCUUAUCCGUCUGUUGAGGACAAGAAACGACUGGCAGCUCAGACCGAACUCACCGUUACUCAGGUUUCCAAUUGGUUCAAGAAUAAGCGACAACGUGAACGAGCAGCUGGCACAUUGGAAAAGUGA